UCGCCAUGUCAAGUUAUCGCAACAUUCCCCUCUACGGCGGCGCAGUCACCUGCGACCUGCCCAAACGCUUCGCAGACGUCAGCAAGCUGAGACAAGUCCCCGACCACCAGGAAGUCUGGAUCGACAAGGACGGCUUCACGAGCAUCAUCUUUGACAUCACAGAGCGCGUCGGCGAGCCCGGCUCCGGGCCCGAGAUUGACGGCCGGGCCAUGACGACGCACCUCGAGGACAUGGUCGGCUCCGACAUCAACACGGUCAAGAUCUGGAACACGGCCGAGACGGAGUUUACACGCAUGCAAGACCUGAAACUCCCCGCAUACACCCUCAUCGCGACGCAGACCCCCCACGCCGCCAGCGACCAGGCCUCGGCGCCCGACUUCACAGCCAUCACCAUGACCCUGCUGCGCCUCGAGAAGGAAGACACCGACAUCCUCAUCACCAUCAACGUGCCCCACAUCAAGGGCGAGUACGACGCCGACGAGGUCGACCUCGAACUCGGCAAGCAGGGCAAGCUCAUCGGCGACGCCGUCGAGAUUGCGGCGCGCAUCUGGGAGACGUUUGAGAUUAAGGACUGGGGGCUUUUCGGCGAGACGGCGAGACACCAUUAGAGCCAAAAGGGAGGGGGGACUUUUAAUCGAAAAUAAAAGAGGUGGGAUAACCUGAGGAUGGAGGAGGGCCCUCUCUGUGGUAUAUCUAUACACUACGUGAUUUGGUUCAUCUACUCAAAGGGAAUAACGCUCCCCCAUACUUUAUGAUAAUAAGGA
Trichoderma reesei QM6a is the source of this 764-nucleotide messenger RNA. RefSeq lists its product as uncharacterized. Gene Ontology annotation, molecular function: guanyl-nucleotide exchange factor activity; small GTPase binding. The record is from RefSeq and is a predicted model, not a curated record. Gene Ontology annotation, cellular component: nucleus. The coding region runs from base 6 to 608 and encodes 200 amino acids. The transcript is spliced from 3 exons. NCBI's taxonomy places the organism in Eukaryota, Fungi, Ascomycota, Sordariomycetes, Hypocreales, Hypocreaceae. Gene Ontology annotation, biological process: protein import into nucleus.